Molecule: messenger RNA, 2682 nt
Organism: Cucurbitaria berberidis CBS 394.84
Lineage: Eukaryota; Fungi; Ascomycota; Dothideomycetes; Pleosporales; Cucurbitariaceae
Exons: 5
Coding region: 1-2682 (893 amino acids)
Biological process (GO): regulation of transcription by RNA polymerase II
Cellular component (GO): nucleus
Source: RefSeq, a predicted model, not a curated record
AUGUCGCACCCAAGUCGGAGCUUUCCGCCUCCCUUCAGCUUCGUUGUUGAAGAACCUUAUUCUUUCGAUGGUCAAGUACCUCAACUGAGCAUCAACACCACACAGCCAUGGAUGUCAUCAUCAGGGCCACGGAGUGUGCAGCACCAGAUGCCCAGUCCAUCGGCCUCUAUACGGACUGUCGUGACUGCUCCCGAUCCAAGGUCGUUCAACCAGUCGAGCUUCCAUCAAGCCAACCGAUCCCCAAUAGGGCAUAACAUCGAUCCCAAUCUACCCGACAACCUGUCGCUACUUGCUCCUUCUGGCCAUGUCUCUCGACCUAGCUACAGUUUAAUUGCGCGCCAUUUUCAAGAUCAGCCAUGGAGCGCAGGUAAUUUGAGAAGUUCAGAUACUAGCGGCGGUCGCAGUCCGCUUAACCAGCCCGCCGUGCAAUAUGGGUCCUACCGUGGAGUUCCAAGUCCGGGUUCCGACAUCGACAGUAACGUCUUGCCGUCUGAUUCAGGCUAUCAUUCCCAGCCCCCGCAAUCUGUCUUCAGCAAUGAACCGGGUCAAAGAAGUCAGGAUGUACCUUCAAGUAUCCCUUUUCCGGAUUGUAAUCUGAAUAUCGAGUCUACUCCAAGCGAGGCUCCUGCAAUGAGACGGAUGACCUCAGAUCAGAUCUCCCAGAUUAGCGGUCGGAGUGAGAAGUCCGGCAAAUCACUCCUAUGUUACGAGUGCGACGUCGUGUCUAAGUGCAAUUCAGACCUGAAGAAACACAUGCUCAAGCAUAAGAAGCCUUUCAAGUGUGACAUACCCAAUUGCAAGCGAGAUGGGCAAGGUUUUACUACCAUCAAUGAUCUUGACAGGCACAAGAAGAGCGUUCAUCGGAUAGGCUUACGGACGAACAAGUCGUAUCAGUGUGCAUCGCCAAAUUGCAGGAGUAAGGAGAAGAUAUGGCCACGCCUUGACAACUUCAAGCAACAUAUCGAACGCCUGCACAAGGACGAAGACGAGGAUGCUCUCAUUAAAAGAUCUGUGUUUCGCCCCUUGCAGCGGGCAUCUAUUGGCGAGAGCACCACUGUGGCUCCUAUGGAUACUAACCUCGCUGUGGCUGGAAUGGAGAAGUCGUUCUCAGACAAUCCCGCUAUGAAUGCUGUGCCUGCACUGGACCUGCCUCUAGAUCAAAGCGCUCGUCGAUGGGCCUCACUGAGAAGAACUCCUAGUGAUCUUGCGAAGGAUGUUUGCCAAUUACCAAGCCAUUCCACUGGGUCCGCUGUGGGGGAUACCACAGCUGCCUCCCAAGAACUCCAAGGGCCACCAUCGUAUAUCUCUCAACGUGCAUCGGGAACAAUGACCCGACGAGAAUCCCAAAUACUUCAUGCCAAUGCAGAAUUACAUAUUGUGUCAGAACAGCCUGCAUUGAAGACGCAAGGGCAAACGGCGCGCCCUUCGCUGUCGAAUGCUCCGCAGACUAAGGCCGAGCAGCAAAGAUCAACACUUGAAAAGGCUUCGCAGGCUAUCACUGGAAAAUCCCAGUCCUCAUCACCAUCCGAUCCCGUGAAUCUCGAGGACCUGGUCUUGCGCAUCCUUCACAAGGCGACUAAUUCAGCAUUAGCGGAACGGGACGCUAAAUCUCCACAGCAAACUCAUAAUACCCAGGAGUCUCAGAACUGCAAUACACCCGUGAUUCUUACCCAGCGCGAGGCACUGAAGGCUUCACAGACAAUCUCUAACAUGAUCGGAAAAUGGCCGGGGUUUACGUACACGGUGCCGCGUCGCCCCACUCAAGGUUUCAUCUCAAAUGCGAAGGUCUGUCCGAAAUGUGACUACGCGGUAGCUCGCGAUUGCGAUCUGCGAAAGCACAUGAAGCGCCACGAGAAGCUGUAUGGCUGUACAUAUCCCAAAUGCCACAAGCGUUUUGGGGCAAAGUCUGACUGGAAGCGCCAUGAGAACAGCCAGCACUUCCAGCUCGAGGCGUUUCGCUGUGCGGAAGCAGUAGCGGGACUACAUUGUUCCCAAGCGACCUGUGGUCAACACUUCUUCCGAGCCAGGCCAUUCGAGGACCAUCUUGCCACUCAGCACAAGAUGUUGGACCCCGUCCAGUUGAAGGAAAAAGCCAAGUUUUGCAAGAUCGGAAAGAACUGCCAAGGAAGCUUCUGGUGUGGCUUCUGUGGCCAAGUCAUAGAAUUAAAGCAAAAAAGAAACGCAGCAUGGGACGAGCGAUUUGAUCACAUCGCUUGUCACUUUGAGAAGGGCAAGAAGAGUAUUGACGAAUGGAUCUGUGUGGAAGAAAACAAAAGAAAGAAACAUCUAUCUGAAGAGAUGGAUAGCAACGUCUUGGACGAUGAGAAUGAGACUGAGAGGGUGGAUGUUGAUGUAGACGGCGAUUUCCCACCGCCGGCGGCGCCAAACGCCCCUGAGGAAGUACCAAUGCCGAGGGGUCAGGCUACACCACCACCGCCGCCGCCGCCGCCACAGGUCUUUGCAGAAGGAAACGAUAGGAAAAGACAGGCUUCUGCUGACUCUCCAGGCCCUCAAAGACGCAUGAAGCGAAGGCAAGCAACGAUUAUACCAAAUAGAUACUGUUGCUCAUGUUCAAGCGGCCCGUGUGGUGAUUGGCAAGCGUCUUGCGCAGACUGCGAACACCAGCUGUGCAUUAAUUGCACUUUCACCAACGAGUUGUGGAUGGAACCAAUUUACCAGUAA